AUGACUCUCCCCUUAUUAGCGUACUCCCUGUCUCUGUUCUUUCUCCCCUCCCAGCUCAACUUCAAGGCAGAUUCACCCGAGAUCGGCCUGCUAGUCGCCUCCGUGCUCUCCGUCCUCAAGCUGCUCCUGCGCAUUGUCUGCCCGCACAUCCGCCUGCUCGGCCUGCUCAGCCUGCUCCCGGGCGGCGCCGCUACAGCCGUGAGCGUGCUACAGUUCCCCAACAGCACGCUGUGCGAGGGGAUCGUGAUGCUGAGGAUCGAGAGCCCGCUGUACUUCCCGGCUGCGAAUUUCUGCCGGCAGCGCAUCAAGAAGCUGUGUGAUGCGUAUGCGAGGGGGUACCAGCAACCCGUGCGGGUGAGUCUGGUGAUUUUGCUGCUGUAG
Molecule: messenger RNA, 381 nt
Organism: Closterium sp. NIES-65
Lineage: Eukaryota; Viridiplantae; Streptophyta; Zygnematophyceae; Desmidiales; Closteriaceae
Source: the annotation of a GenBank genome assembly